Messenger RNA from Cyphomyrmex costatus, 2838 nucleotides. It is a transcript of the gene Pi3K59F, whose product is annotated as phosphatidylinositol 3-kinase 59F. The transcript has 10 exons. The record is from RefSeq and is a predicted model, not a curated record. Gene Ontology annotation, cellular component: peroxisome; phosphatidylinositol 3-kinase complex, class III, type I; phagophore assembly site. NCBI's taxonomy places the organism in Eukaryota, Metazoa, Arthropoda, Insecta, Hymenoptera, Formicidae. Gene Ontology annotation, molecular function: 1-phosphatidylinositol-3-kinase activity. Gene Ontology annotation, biological process: phosphatidylinositol-mediated signaling; autophagosome assembly; autophagy of peroxisome. Bases 1 to 2715 code for a protein of 904 amino acids.
AUGAUGGAGAAUACGAAUGAUAAGUUUUUUUAUGUCUAUAGUUCUUCGUUAGAUACCCGAAUACAAAUCAAGAUAGGUACGUUAGAGGGCAAAAGACACAGACCGGAAUACGACGAGCUGCUUUUAGAUCCUUUACUCAAAUAUUCGGGUUUGUACGAGAGUGGUGGGAUUCGUGGAGAUCUAGCUGCGUCUUUGCAGGUAUGGGCUGGUGGUAGACCCUUGGCCCUGCCUGUACACACAGCUUACAAACAUUUUACCACACGUUGGAACUGGAAUCAGUGGGUCUACCUGCCGAUUUCCUAUACAGAUUUACCACGCGACGCCCAGCUGUGUGUAACCUUGUAUGACUGUGCAGGACCUGGUAGACAGCUUCCAGUAGGUGGUACAACUAUAUCAUUAUUUGGUAAGCAUGGAGUGUAUAGACAGGGUAUGCUGGAUCUUAGAGUAUGGCCUGGAAUAGAAGCAGAUGGCAAUGUCCCAACUAGCACCCCAGGGAAAGCUAGAGAUCAUGGGAAAGAACAAAUGCAACGACUUGCAAAGCUUGUUAAAAAGCAUAGAAACGGACAAAUAAACAAAAUUGAUUGGUUGGAUAGAUUAACUUUCAGAGAGAUUGAAUUAAUCAAUGAGAGGGAGAAAAGAGCAUCGGAAUACUUGUACUUGAUGAUAGAAUUUCCGGAAGUAACAAUGGACGGUGUACCGUAUUCAAUAGUAUAUUAUGAGAAAGAUGGCGAUGAGGUGUUUCAACACAGAUUACAGCCAGACGUUGUGACGCUUCCCGACUAUGAAAUUUUACAAGAGAAUCUUGUGGAGGCGAAACAUCAUAAAUUGGCGCGCAGUUUACGUAGCGGCGGUAAUACUCGCGAAUUAAAACCUACUUCGACCGUGCGAGAUGCCUUAAAUACAAUAUUGGGAUAUCCUCCGACAACUGCACUUACCACUGAGGAACAAGAUUUAAUUUGGAAAUAUAGAUUUUACUUGUCUAGUCAGAAGAAAGCAUUGACCAAAUUUGUUAAGUGCGUUAACUGGAAAGUCGCCGGUGAGGAACGACAGGCUUUGGAAAUGCUAGCGUUAUGGGCCCCACCGGAUUCCGAGGAUGCUCUAGAAUUACUAGGACCCGCAUUUACUCAUCCGGCCAUCAGGAGAUAUGCGAUUAGCAGACUUAAUCAGGCUCCUGAUGAUGAUUUGAUGUUAUACUUGUUGCAAUUAGUGCAGGCGUUAAAGUAUGAAGACUUUGAAAGCAUUAAGGUUGCUUAUCAAGCAAUGUUGAAGGAAAAGGAAGAAAGAGUAGAAUCGAAAAAUUGGAGCACCGAAAAACUUGAAAGAAGCGAAAGAUUGGAAAGAAUGGAGAAAUUAGACAAGGACAUAAGAAGCAGCGAUUCUACAUCUACUCCAAUUACAACUUCUAGUGAAUCGGAGAGUCAGCUAUCAACGAGCCAAGAACCGCUCAUGGACCUAGCAUCGUUUUUAAUUACUCGUGCUUGUCAGAAUUCGAUGCUGGCUAAUUAUUUCUAUUGGUAUCUGUCAAUCGAGUGCGAGGAUCAGACUGAUCCUGCGAUAAGCGCUAAGCAAGAUACGCGAGUUAGGGAAAUGUAUGUUACCGUAAUGAAAAUGUUCUCCAUGAUGUUAGCGCAGGGGAAUACCAUCUGGCAAAAGAGGAGAGCAUUUCUCUUACGACAGAAAGUGUUUAUCGAUCAACUGGUGUUUCUGGUAAAAGCGGUGGCGCGAGAAAGUGGAAAUCGGAAGAAAAAAACUGACAGAUUGAGAACGUUGCUGACCGAUCCGGAUCCGGCGUUCAAAAUUAAUUUCUCGAAUUUCGAGCCGAUACCCUUCCCUUUGGAUCCUGAAAUUUGUAUCAAGGGAAUUAUCCCGGAAAAAGCAAGUCUUUUCAAGUCUGCGCUGAUGCCAUCGAAAUUGACAUUUUUGACGAUAGAUAAUACCGAAUAUAUCGCCAUCUUUAAACAUGGAGAUGAUUUACGACAAGAUCAAUUAAUUUUACAAACGAUAGCGCUUAUGGAUAAAUUACUAAGAAGAGAGAAUUUGGACUUAAAACUAACUCCGUAUAGAGUACUCGCGACAAGUACCAAGCAUGGUUUUGUACAGUUUAUCGAAUCUACGACGGUUGCGGAAGUUCUAGCUAGCGAAGGCUCAAUAUUAAAUUUCUUUCGAAAGCAUCAUCCUUCUGAAACUGGACCUUACGGGGUAGUAUCUGAAGUCAUGGACACCUACGUUCGCAGUUGCGCUGGUUAUUGUAUCAUUACGUACGUAUUGGGUGUCGGCGAUCGUCAUUUGGAUAAUCUGCUUCUCACAGCGUCAGGCAAACUCUUUCACAUCGAUUUUGGUUACAUUUUGGGUAGAGAUCCAAAACCUUUGCCCCCUCCGAUGAAGCUCAGUAAGGAGAUGGUUGAAGCUAUGGGCGGCAUCGGUUCUGAACAUUAUCAUGAAUUCCGGAAACAAUGUUACACGGCAUUUCUACAUUUGCGUAGACAUGCUAAUUUGAUAUUGAAUCUGUUUUCGCUGAUGGUAGACGCCAGUGUGCCCGAUAUCGCCCUAGAACCGGACAAAGCCGUGAAAAAGGUCCAAGAUAAAUUGCGACUAGAUUUGAGCGACGAAGAGGCUGUGCAUUAUGUGCACAAUCUUUUAGAUUUAUCGGUCACCGCGGUGAUGGCUGUACUGGUAGAACAACUCCACAAAUUUGCGCAAUAUUGGAGAAAAUAAUAAGACGAAACUAAUGUACAGCGAAAUCAUACAAAUUGUGUUCCUUUCCAAAACGAUAGAUUACGUAUUGUUAUAUUGUAUAUAAAACGACUACAGCGUAUUUGUAACAUAUUAAUAUAAUUU